Fragaria vesca subsp. vesca is the source of this 1053-nucleotide messenger RNA. RefSeq names its product gibberellin 2-beta-dioxygenase 2-like. The record is from RefSeq and is a predicted model, not a curated record. Bases 1 to 1038 code for a protein of 345 amino acids. Lineage: Eukaryota; Viridiplantae; Streptophyta; Magnoliopsida; Rosales; Rosaceae. Gene Ontology annotation, biological process: response to light stimulus; gibberellin catabolic process. The transcript has 3 exons.
AUGGUUGUACCGUCUCCUUCUCCGAUGCGAACCAAGAAAACCAAGGCAGUAGGGAUUCCCACCAUCGAUCUUUCGACCUACAACAGGUCGAAGCUAGCAGAACUGAUCGUCGAAGCCUGUGAAGAAUACGGUUUCUUCAAGGUUGUGAACCAUGGCGUCCCAAAGGAGGUGAUUGCCCGGAUAGAAGAAGAAGGGUUUGGUUUCUUCGCAAAACCAGCAGCGGAGAAGCAACGAGCUGGCCCAGCCUCACCAUUCGGCUAUGGAAGCAAAAACAUUGGCCGGAAUGGCGACAUGGGCGAGCUCGAGUACCUUCUUCUUCAAUCCAAUCCUCUCUUCAUUUCUGAAACAUCCAAUGCCGUCUCCGAUGACCCUACAAAAUUCAGCUGCGCCGUAAACGACUAUAUAGAAGCAGUUAAAGAAUUGGCCUGUGAGGUUCUUGAUCUGGUCGGAGAGGGUCUAUGGAUUUCCGAUAAGUCUGUGUUGAGUGGUUUCAUCAGAGACGUCCAGAGCGACUCGAUUCUCCGGCUGAACCACUACCCACCACUGGACAAGGACUUAUCGACAAAGCUAGCUCAUCCUUGUGCGAAUAAUAACACUAGGAUUGGAUUUGGAGAGCAUUCCGACCCUCAGAUCUUGACCAUUUUGAGAUCCAACGACGUCGGAGGCCUUCAGAUUUGUCUUCAUGAUGGUCUGUGGGUUCCAGUCCCGCCGGACUCGAAUGAGUUCUUUGUCAUGGUCGGUGAUGCCUUGCAGGCUUUGACGAAUGGGAGGUUUGAGAGUGUGAGGCAUAGGGCAAUGGCAAACUCAGUAACGAAGCCAAGAAUGUCUAUGGUCUACUUUGGAGCACCAUCCCUAAACGCAUGGAUCUCGCCCCUCCCUGAGAUGGUGUCUCCCCAGAAGCCAAGUCUAUAUAAAUCCUUUACAUGGGGUCAAUACAAGAAAGCUGCAUACACUACACGUUUGGGAGAUUCUCGUCUCGACAAUUUCAAAAUUGCAAAUAAUCCAUCUCCAUGCUUGGACAAUCUUGUUGGUCAAUAGAAGCAGUACGCUGAU